Plenodomus lingam JN3 is the source of this 792-nucleotide messenger RNA. NCBI's taxonomy places the organism in Eukaryota, Fungi, Ascomycota, Dothideomycetes, Pleosporales, Leptosphaeriaceae. The record is from RefSeq and is a predicted model, not a curated record.
AUGCGGACCUCCUCUUCUGAGACUAGCAGCGUCUCCUACUCCAAGUCAAACACAUCCGACUCAACCCAAACACCGUCUUCAAGCUCGUCACGUAACGGCACGGAUAUCGAUACAGACUCAUACGAGGAUUCCAACAACAGCUACGACGAUGGAGACUGCGAGUGCAUGGACACGGCUCUACAGAUCCUCGAAGAAGUCGUCAUACCCCCCGUCGGUGCCGACUGGGCUAUGGCGGAGAACACAAUCUUUCUUCUCAAAAACAACAUCUCUCGGUGCCUCAUCCUGUCUCAAUGUCACGGGUGUCGACAAGACUCAGGCAUCUGUAUGUUAAUGCUGGUGAUAUAUGAGAAGCUCAUGACUGGGUUCGAGGACGUCGCGCAAUGGUGGGGCAAGCAGGGCCAUCCUCAGGGAGCCCGGAGCGAUAGCCGUAGUCGCAGAGAAAGACAUCAUCGUCAGCCGCAGCAGCAGCAACAGCAACAAGAACAACAACAGCCGCAACAACAGCAAAGAUCGUCUGGGUCGAGGCAACUCCAACCAAAAACCCGGAUUACAAUGGGGAGAUAUCAGAUCGAUACUGCCGAAGAAUACCGGGCUGUGUUCGCGACCAUCAUCGCCUGCCAACUCCAACGACUCGCUGGACUUUCAUUGUUGAUUAUGCAACAUAGCAAGAAGGUAAAGUGGUUGGCGCAUGUGCAAUAUGGAGAAGGACUAUGGCUGAGGAUGAACAAACUGGAGGAGAUGUGGAAAUGUGGAAAAACGGCCAACGAAGUCACGUCUCUACGACUGUGGUAA